This is a messenger RNA of Psammomys obesus (fat sand rat), 1612 nucleotides long. RefSeq names its product Fc gamma receptor and transporter (gene Fcgrt). The transcript has 7 exons. Gene Ontology annotation, cellular component: external side of plasma membrane. Bases 376 to 1473 code for a protein of 365 amino acids. The record is from RefSeq and is a predicted model, not a curated record. Gene Ontology annotation, biological process: immune response. NCBI's taxonomy places the organism in Eukaryota, Metazoa, Chordata, Mammalia, Rodentia, Muridae. Gene Ontology annotation, molecular function: beta-2-microglobulin binding.
UGGAUGCCCUCAGAGUUCCACAGUCCUGGCUGUGUACAGACAGGAUGUAAAACAAGAACUAGGGCUUCCAGGCAAAGGAUCCACUGGCUGCAGGCAGAGAGGGAAACGGCCUUCCGUGAGCACCAGGCGCCCAGGCUGAGUGUUGAGGAGGAGGCCGAGGCCUGGAUUCCCAGUUCUGUAAUUAAUUAACUAAAGUGGAUCAAAUGAGGAGGUGAAAGUUCACACAGGAGCAGGUCACUCCUGUCAUCUUGGACUGGGUCCUCAUCCCACCAUCCAGCGUCCUGGUCUAGGAAGAGUCCUCACGGACUUGUGAAGAAUCAGCAAGGCGGGUUCACAGGAGUCACGUGUCCCUCCCACUCCGGGUCCCCUGCCAGGAUGGGGAUGCCCCAGCCCUGGGUCCUUAGCCUCUUCUUGGUCCUCCUGCCUUGGACCUGGGGCACAGCUACCCGUCCCCCCCUGCUGUACCACCUCACGGCUGUGUCCAACCCACCCAAGGGGGUUCCCUCCUUCUGGGCCACAGGCUGGCUGGGCCCUCAGCAGUAUCUCAGCUACAACAGCUUUCGGAAGGAGGCUGAUCCCUGUGGGGCCUGGAUGUGGGAAAACCAGGUAUCCUGGUAUUGGGAGAAGGAGACCGUGGACCUGAAAAACAAAGAACAGCUCUUCUUGGAAGCCCUCAAGGCCCUGGAAAGCAUCAAUAAUGGUAACUUCACGCUGCAGGGCCUGCUGGGCUGUGAGCUGGCCCCUGACAAUUCCUCAUUGCCCACGGCUGUAUUUGCCCUCAAUGGCGAGGAGUUCAUGCAGUUCAAUGCAAGCAUCGGCAACUGGACUGGGGAGUGGCCUGAGACAGAGAUCGUUGGUAAUCUGUGGAUGAAGAAGCCUGAGGAGGCCAGGAAGGAGAGAGAGUUCCUGCUGACUUCUUGUCCUCAGCGGCUGCUGGGCCACCUGGAGAGGGGCCGCCAGAACCUGGAGUGGAAGGAGCCACCCUCCAUGCGCCUGAAAGCCCGCCCCGGCAGCCCCGGCUCCUCCGUGCUGACCUGUGCCGCUUUCUCCUUCUACCCGCCGGAGCUCAAGCUGAGGUUCCUGCGCAACGGGCUGGCCACAGGCUCUGGGAACAGCAGCAUCGGCCCCAACGGCGAUGGCUCUUUCCACGCCUGGUCUUGGCUGGAGGUCAAACGUGGCGAUGAAUACCAUUACCAGUGUCACGUGGAACACGCGGGGCUGGCAGAGCCUCUCAUUGUGGACCUAGACUCACCAGCCAGAUCUUCUGUGCCUGUGGUUGGGAUCGUUCUUGGUUUGUUGGUGGUGCUGGCGGCUGUUGCAGGGGGCGUGCUGCUGUGGAACAGGAUGCGGAGCGGGCUGCCAGCCCCAUGGCUUUCUCUCAGCGGUGAUGACUCUGGCGACCUGCUGCCUGGAGGAAACCUGCCCCCUGAGGCUGACCCUUCGGGGGCAAAUGCCUUUCCAGCCACCUCCUGAUGCCAACUCGUGCGGCCGAUGCCCACUGCAGCGUUGGUGCUGUGUGGUCGCCUGAACUCCUGGAGUCUCCGAGCCUCGUGAGGGAGCCCUGGGCCGGAUGUCCUCCCUGUGGACCCCCCCCCCCCUUUUUUUGCCUUUC